This is a messenger RNA of Parascedosporium putredinis, 2142 nucleotides long. The record is from the annotation of a GenBank genome assembly. Lineage: Eukaryota; Fungi; Ascomycota; Sordariomycetes; Microascales; Microascaceae.
AUGGAAGGCAGAGUCGAGAACAUGCGCCUCUUGAUUCAACACGGAGCCAACGUGAACACGGUGUGCAGGAAGUCGAAAUACGGAAACGCUCUGAUAUCGAGCUGCGCGCAAGGCAAUUUUGAGGCCAUGAAGCUUUUGCUGAGUGUCAAGGACAUAAUGGUCAACACGGUCGUCAAAACCAGCAAAUACUCGACUGCCCUACUCGCCGCAAUACGGAUGAAAAACAUACGAACCACAAGCUUACUGCUUGAGCAUGUGUCGGUCGACAUUUCAGUGGUUAAAAUGGCCCGUAGGGAAUGGGAAAGAUCCAUUACCAGCCAAACAACUGGUGAUCGAGAGAAUAUUGGAGGUUUAUGCCAGUCUCUGGUCGGGCUUCUCAUUCUCGAGCUUGUCCAUGAGAGACAUAUUUACGAAACCCACACAGCUUCCUCUCCAAGCGGUCAAAGCGGCGCUGUUGAGCCAGCCGCCGCCGAUGAUACAAACGAGGAACCAGAAUUGGGCAAUGACGCCGACUCUGACGGCUACGGAAGCGACACGAAUUCCACAGUCUACACCUGGGGGAGUGAGGGUAGUCAGGAUGGCAAAAGUGAAGGUUGGCAGAGUAAUGAAGAUAGCGACGAUUCCCAGGCCAGUGAUGUCCUCGACGACAUAGAUGGUCAAACGGAGAUGGAUUUCUCUGGGGCCAGUGACACUGCUGAGAUCGCCGUUGAAGUGGAGGUGGAGGAAGAAGAAACGUCCCAUUUCUAUGAAUCAGAAUCAGUGGAGGACUGGGAUCGCGUCGCAGAAACAGGUACCAUGUGCCUCCAGAAGCUGGGAAUAGCGAUGCAAACGUGCACGGUCGAAACGCGCUGGGAGUUGACCCGCGCGUUCGGGUUCAGCGACUACAGCGUCAGCGCGUGGACGGAUCUUUUAGUUCUCGCCGAGGAGGUGGAGAUCGAGGGCGCCUCAGACAGUCGCAUCGCCGACCUCGCAGAUGCAAACGUGGAGAUUGGCUCAUCGUCAGAGGAGGAAGAGGAGGGAGUUGAUGAGGAGCCAUAUAUGACAGCGCCGGAAGAUGAGGAACCAUCAGGAGAGGGGAUCGGGGAUUGGGUAUGGGUGGACGAGGAGCAAGACGUUAAUGAGGAGCCUUAUCAAUCAGAGCAAGAGGAGGAGGAACCACCGGAAGAAGCAGGUCAAGGAUUCGACGGAGAGCCAUAUAUACCGGAGCCGGAGCCGGAGGAAUGGGUAGACGAGGAGCAAGAGGUUAACGAUGGGCCUUAUCUAUCAGAGCAAGAGAAGGAUGAAUCAGAAGAAGAAGAAGGCCGGGGAUUUGACGAGGAGCCAUAUCUACCAGAGCCGGAGCCGGAGGAAUGGGUGGACGAGGAGCAAGACGUUAACGAGGAGCCUUAUCUAUCAGAGCAUGAGAAGGAUGAAUCGCCGGAAGAAGAAGACCAGGGGCUCGACGAGGAGCCUUAUCUACCAGACCCAAAGACAGAGGAGUGGCUGGGAGAGGAAAGUCACGAAUUUGAUGAGGAUUCUUACCUACCCGAGUUGCAAGGGGAAGAAUCGUCGGGAGACGAAGAUGAGGAAUCUGAUGACGAAUCGUCAGAAGAAGAAGACCAGGAAUAUUCUGGGGAACUUUAUCAACCAGAGUCAGGGGCGGAACAAUGGCCGGGAGAAGGAGGUCAGGAAUACGAUGGGCAGUCUUAUCAAUCAGAGCCGGAGGCAGAUGAGUCGUCGGGAGAAGAAGAUGAGGAAUCGGAUGAGGAAUCGUCGGAAGACGAAGGACAGCAAUAUUAUGGACAGUCUUACCAGCCGGAACCGGGAGUAGAGCAAUGGUCGGAAGCAGCGGACCAGCAAUAUUACGGACAGUCUUACCAGCAACAGCCGGAGGCGGAGGUCUCGUCUGAAGAGGAAGACGGGGAUUCUGAUGAGGAUUCGUCGGAGGAUGAAGGACAGCAAUAUUACGGAGAGCCUUACCAGCCAGAGCCGGAGGCGGAGCAAUGGUCGAGAGGAGGAGGCCAGGAAUAUUAUGGACAGUCUUAUCAACCAGAGAUGGGGGAGGAGGAAUCGGAGGAGGAUGAAGGACAGCAAUAUUAUGGAGAGUCUUACCAACCAGAGAUGGAGGAGGAGGAGGAAUCAGAAGAGGAAGGAUUGUGGUAG